Molecule: messenger RNA, 1408 nt
Organism: Branchiostoma belcheri (Belcher's lancelet)
Lineage: Eukaryota; Metazoa; Chordata; Leptocardii; Amphioxiformes; Branchiostomatidae
Product: probable serine/threonine-protein kinase clkA
Exons: 6
Coding region: 1-1362 (453 amino acids)
Source: RefSeq, a predicted model, not a curated record
AUGCUGCCAACAACCGAUGAGUCCACACAGCAAACCACAACCACGCCCCCUCCCGCCUCAACCUUGGCUACAACUUCCCCGUACAUUCCAGCCAUCAACCGCAAAAUCUACGAUAGAAACUACAGUGUUUGCCACCACAGUGGUACCUUCUACAGAGAAAACAACACAACUAAUGACAACGAUGGAAACAACAGCCUCUCCAAGCACGUCUCCAACGACAGCAGAGACUACACAUCAUGUAACGACCUCAAAAUCUACACAAAUGCCAACAACGACAGAAACUACACGAUCAAUGACGACAGUGAGGAAUACACAGGCUCCAACUGCAAUAGAAGUUACAACGGAGAAAACUACACAGUCUCCAACGACAACAGAAACAACACAACCUGCAACAACCGUAAAAUCUACACAGGUUCAGACAACAGCAAAAACUACACAGGCUACAACUACGGUGGGAAGUACACAACCUCUCACGACAGUGGUAACUACAAAGGCUCAAACCACAACUACAGAACCUGUCACAACGGUGGGAACUACGAAGGCUCCAACCACAGCAGCGGAAACUACACAGCCUCCAACAGUGAUUCAAACAACAGCAAAAACUACACAGGCUACAACAACGGAGAAAACUACACUGUCUCCCACGACAGCAGAAACUACACUGGCGGUAUCAACCAAAACGAAGCCUUCGACAACUACACGCCAUUCAACAACAAUCCAACCUAUCACAACGACAACGGCAAGAACUACAGGGUCUACAACCACAUUGCAACUUACAACGGAGAAAACUACACAAUCUCCAACCACAACAGAAACUACACAUCCUGUAACAACGGUAAAAUCUACACAGACUCCAACAACAACAGUAACUACACAACCCAUAACAACGGUGGAAAAUUCACAAGCCCCAACCGCAUUACAAAUUGCAACGGAGAAAACUACACAGUCUCCCACGACAGCAGAAACUACACACCUUGCAACAACGGUAAAAUCUACACAGAUUCAAACAACAGCAAAAACUACACAGGCUACAACAACGGAGAAAACUACACUGUCGCCCACGACAGCAGAAACUACACAUCCUCUCACGACAGUGGUAACUACAAAGGCUCCAACCACAACUACAGAACCUAUCACAACGGUGGGAACUACACAGGCUCCAACCACAGCAGCAGAAACUACACAGCCUCCAACAGUGGUCGAAACGAGAGAUACAACAUUGGUAAGAACUACACCAUCACCAUCGACAGCAAAAACCACGCAGUCUCCAUCCACAAUGAAAACUACAGCAGAAACUACACUGCUAACAACAACAGUGGAAACUACACGGGCCCUAACCACAGCAGAAAGUACACAGCCUAAAACAACGGCAAAAACUACCAGCCUCUACGACCACACAAGCUAAAAC